UGUGAGAGCGGGCCGCCCUCUGCUGCUCUGCUGGAAGCCUCUUUUCUGGUUGGUCUGGCUGGAAGUGACCGGCUCCCGCGCUCCGCGGACAUAAAAAGGAGGCUUUCAGCCGUUCUGGAAACAUUUCUCUGAGUCGAGACUUACGAGAGCAUCUAACAAUGAGUGGCCGAGGCAAAACCGGAGGAAAAGCCAGAGCUAAGGCAAAGACCCGCUCCUCCCGUGCCGGGCUCCAGUUCCCAGUCGGCCGUGUACACAGGCUGCUCCGCAAAGGGAACUACGCUCAGCGUGUGGGAGCCGGCGCCCCCGUCUACCUGGCGGCUGUGCUGGAGUACCUGACCGCUGAGAUCCUGGAGCUGGCUGGAAACGCUGCCCGCGACAACAAGAAGACCCGGAUCAUCCCCCGCCACCUGCAGCUGGCUGUCCGCAACGACGAGGAGCUCAACAAGCUGCUGGGCGGAGUGACCAUCGCUCAGGGCGGCGUGCUGCCCAACAUCCAGGCCGUCCUGCUGCCCAAGAAGACCGAGAAGCCCGCUAAGAAGUAACACUGGAGACCCGCUGACUGCUGGAAACCAGACCCAAAAAGGCUCUUUUAAGAGCCACUCACUCUCCUGAUAAAGACCUGUUUCUCAUGUGCCGCUGAAUGGAAAAAUAACCUAUUGAUUUAAUAUAUUUAUAUCCUCAUAACUCCAUGAACACGAUAAACCAAUAACUUUGAGGAAAAACCCUACAGGCCUGUUGCCAUUUCGAAAGACAAGUCUAAUAUUGUAAAUAAACUGAACAAAGAUGUCUACUCUACUUCAUAUCUGGCAAAUGUUGUUCAUUUUACUAUUUGUGUAGGCUAUUUUCUAAUUUUUUUUUUUUUUGCAGAUUCAGAUUUAGCUUCCUCCAAAUAUAAUCCACAAUGACCAUAGAUCAAGAAAACUUCCUGUUUUUGUUGGUCAAUUAAUCAAUUUUUUUUUUUUUACA
Messenger RNA from Perca flavescens (yellow perch), 966 nucleotides. RefSeq names its product histone H2A. Gene Ontology annotation, molecular function: protein heterodimerization activity; structural constituent of chromatin; DNA binding. Bases 159 to 542 code for a protein of 127 amino acids. The transcript has a single exon. Gene Ontology annotation, cellular component: nucleosome. The record is from RefSeq and is a predicted model, not a curated record. NCBI's taxonomy places the organism in Eukaryota, Metazoa, Chordata, Actinopteri, Perciformes, Percidae.